AUGGCCGCCAGACUCCUCGGCCUGCCCCAGGCGGAGGCAGCGGGACGCGCGCCCGGACGCGGCGACGCCGGCGUCGAUGCGAUGGCAUCCCUUGAGGGCAGGGCCGCCGGAUCGAGCAUGGGCAGAGCUGCUCCAACCGCGAGCGACGACAGCGCUCCCGCCGGCGCUUCGGGCGCGGCGGCAGCGCCACCACUGGGCGACUUUGCUGGGCUUCGCGCCACCACCUCGGCCGGCGAGCCGGCCUUCCGGCGGUCUGCGGGCGCCGCCGCUGCUGCCGCGCCGCUGGACUUGAUGGCGUUCGAGAGCGAGGCGGCGCUCUGCAGUGCGGACCUCGACGUGCUCAAGGCGGAGCUGCAGCGGCGGGGGAUGAAGUGCGGCGGCACGCCCGAGGAGCGAGCCGCGCGCCUGUGGAAGGCGCGGGGAGUGCCGCACUGGCGGCUGAGCACGCUCGACCCGUCUCUGUUUGCAAGGCCGUCCUCCGGCAAGAAGCGCGAGCGGGCGGCGCCAGAGGGCGCGUCGCGGGGCUUUGUGCGCGAGGCUGGCCCUCUGCUGCCCGGCGAGUACCGCCGGCCGGGCCAGAAAAAAAUCCGGUCGUCAACCACGGUGGCGAGGGCGCAGCAGCGGCAGCACGGCACCGGCAGCGGGUUGGACGAGCACGGGAUGCCACUGGACAGCAUUCUGCGGCCCGAGAACAGAGGAGGCGAGGUCUAG
Molecule: messenger RNA, 711 nt
Organism: Emiliania huxleyi CCMP1516
Lineage: Eukaryota; Haptophyta; Isochrysidales; Noelaerhabdaceae
Exons: 1
Coding region: 1-711 (236 amino acids)
Source: RefSeq, a predicted model, not a curated record